Molecule: messenger RNA, 1489 nt
Organism: Capsicum annuum
Lineage: Eukaryota; Viridiplantae; Streptophyta; Magnoliopsida; Solanales; Solanaceae
Product: heptahelical transmembrane protein 2
Exons: 4
Coding region: 152-1222 (356 amino acids)
Biological process (GO): response to hormone
Cellular component (GO): membrane
Molecular function (GO): signaling receptor activity
Source: RefSeq, a predicted model, not a curated record
AUUUGUGGUAAGGUCUAAAAAAGAUAAAUACAGUUGAACUGUUUUUCCAACUCUCUUACUAAAGUCGUUGAGACACAAACAAACCAUCAACUUCUUUUUCAAUCGACGUACAAUUUUCCGGCGAAUAGUCGCCGGAAUCUGAGAUUCCUUGAUGAAUAGCAUGAAGAAGAGAGGAACUAAGAAGAGCGAAAAAUCGGAGAUUACUGAAUCAGUAAUAAUGAAGGAGAAGAAGAAGAAGAGGUGCAGAUUGAUGAAAUACGAGGAAUUACCUGUGUAUCUUCAAGAUAAUGAGUUCAUUAGAGAUUAUUAUCGUUGUGAAUGGCCUCUUAAGGAUGUCGCUCUUAGCCUCUUCUCUUGGCACAAUGAGACUCUUAAUAUUUGGACGCAUUUGAUAGGUUUUGUAAUAUUUGUGACGUUGACGGUAACUAGCUUGACGGAGAAGACGGCUAUGGAGACUCUGCUAGCUGGUUUCUCCAGACCAGCGGAUGAGGGACGGUGGCCGAUGAUGAAGAAAAAUGGAUCAGCUGAUUCUUUUCCGGUUUCUUAUACUAGUCAGAUCUCAAACCCCUCAUUUCUAGGUGCAUAUGGAGAUGGUUAUGAAGUUGCCAUAUGGCCUUGGUUUGUUUUCCUAGGAGGGGCUAUGAUCUGUUUGGUCUUCAGCUCUGUCUCUCACCUAUUUGCUUGCCAUUCCCAUAAAUUUACCCUCUUCUUCUGGCGUCUCGAUUACUCUGGGAUUUCUAUCAUGAUCAUCUGUUCUUUCUUCGCUCCCCUAUAUUACACUUUCUGCUGUCAGCCAUACUGGUGUCUCUUUUACCUAUCCUCCAUUACUAUAGUUGGUAUCCUUGUCAUUAUCACACUUUUCACCCCGGCUCUUACGUCUGGUAAAUUCAGAUCAUUCAGGGCUGCUCUGUUCCUUGCUAUGGGUUUCUCAGGUGUGAUUCCAGCAGCACACGCUGUUUCCCUUUACUUUCAUCACCCACAAGUACUUGUGGCUCUAGUCUACGAGAUCGCCAUGGGCCUUUUAUAUGCAGCUGGAGCAGUGUUCUACGUUACGAGGUUUCCAGAGAGAUGGAAACCUGGUGCAUUUGACCUUGUUGGACAAAGCCAUCAAAUCUUCCACGUACUCGUCGUUGCAGCUGCCCUCGCGCAUAGUAUAGCAACUCUGGUUAUUAUGGACUGGCGACGAGGAUUGCCACCAUGCAGUGCAGAUAUCCUUGGAUAGACUAUACAUUUGCAAAUGGAAUUAUUCCCAACUCAGAAACUUCAUUACUCGUAGCUCCUAACACGAUCAGGAUUCAGGAAGUUAUCACUAUAUAUUGAUUCCCAACUAGAUGCCUCACCAUUGUUAUGAGUAGUAGUUUACGUGCAUCAAUAACGUUGAUAGUUCUCAUACUGCUUCGUAUCUUACUGAAAUAUAUAUGUCCCUUGUACCAUGGAUUCCUAUGAGUCCAUAUAUACGCGAUAUUUUGAUACCUAUUUUUGAAGACUG